GCCCCGCCCCGCCCGGUGCGCUGGGAGCUGUAGUCUGUGCGGAAGGAGCGAGCGGGCCGUGAGGGGCGGUUAUCGCAGAGUGAGGGUGGCCGCAGCCUUAUAUCGAGCGGGUGGAAGGUCGGGUGCCAACAGGGGUCGGUGUGGGGUGAGCCCGAGUCCCGUUGUGUAUUGAAGGGUGAGCGCGGCGCCGUGUCUUCCCGCCCUUUCCUCCUCUCCUCAGGGCGCUCGUUGAGCGGGCAGACGGAGCGGGGCCGUGCGGGCCGGCCGUUCCUCUCCCGGGACCUCCCGGCUCCUCCUUCCCUCGCAGCAUCGGGAAAGGCGGAUCUGUGCGGGCGGAGGGGAGCGCUGCCGCCUCCCGAAGUCGGUGCUGGGAGGGGCGGAGGUGCUCGGGCGCAGCCAUGUAGCCCCGAGCUCGUGGUGGGCACCCGGACCGAGAGCCAUGUCCCUAUCCCGCGCGGAGAACCCCUGCUUCCUGCUGUUCCUGAUCGUCUUCCAAGCCGUGUUCAUCCUGAUACUGUACCGAGGUGGAGCAUCGAGCGUUUUCCGGGGGUUUUUGGAGUCGCAGCGCGUUUUGGAUUACUCCAAAAGCCACGACGUGUACACGAACCUCAGCCUGCUGGUCCCGGCUGGCGGCGGGGCGGCGCUGCCCUACUGCUCCACUCACUCACCUAUCGCCGUUGGUCCAUUAACCAUCACUUUUGACGUGCUCCCGAGUGAAAGAAUUAUCAUCAAAAAAAAUCCUCUUGUUCAGUCUGGAGGCCACUACAACCCACCUCACUGCUUGGCCCGCUACAAGUCAGCCAUCCUCGUGGCAUACAAUAACCAGGAGAAAUACCUUCACCAUCUUCUCUACUACAUUCAUCCUUUCUUGCAGCGCCAGCAGCUCAGCUACAGAAUCUACCUGAUUCAGCAGGUGGGGAAUGGCACGUUUAACCGAGCAAAGUUACUUAAUGUUGGUGUCCGGGAAGCCCUGAAGGAUGAAGACUGGGACUGCCUCCUUCUGCAUGAUGUGGACCUGGUACCUGAGAACGAUUAUAAUCUCUAUGUCUGUGAUGAAUACUAUCCCAAACAUAUGGCUAGUGCCAUGGAUAAAUUCCAGUACAACCUUCCAUACAAGUCCUUUUUUGGAGGCGUAUCUGCUUUGACUCCGGAGCACUACAUGAAGAUGAAUGGGUUUCCAAACACAUACUGGGGCCACGGUGGUGAAACCGAUGACAUUGCUGCAAGGAUCAGGUUAGCAGGCAUGAGAAUUGUUCGGACCCCACCGCACCUUGGACGCUACAAAGUGAUGGACUACAAUAGAGGGACAGAAGAGCCUUGGAGAAGGCCUGCUUCCCACCACAACACCAGAAAAACUUGGAAGGAUGAUGGGAUGAACUCUUUAGAGUUCAAGCUCCUUUCCAGAACAAAGCAUCCUCUUUAUACCAACAUCACUGUGGAUAUUGGAUACGUUCCCCCCAUUUCUUAAGAUAAUGAAAACUAAAGAGUGGAGUUGGAAUUCACUGUGGCAGCACGGUUAUGGGUAUUCAGCCUCUACCUCUGGCUGUGGUGCAGAACCUGCAGCAACCGAGGCUAAUCCUGUUGUCUUUCAUACACUGAACUUUUCAUCGGAGUAUAGGAGACUUUGAAGAAAAGGCUUCAGGAAUGAGACAUGAUAGCUACAAACAGGAUCUGGCUUAUCGUAAAAGUCCUUUAAGGCACUGUAAGACUUUUGAGCCAAAUCUACCUGUUGUUCCCUCAGGCUGCAGAGAGACAGUAAGUUGACCCAAGUUUUCUAGAACCUCUGUUCCAUAAUGGGAUGGCUCUGUCCUGCUGCUUACUCAACUGGCCGUUCUGAAAUGCUGUAUUUUGAGAGAGAACUUACUUGGUAUUGAAAGCUGUUACAGUUCUGUAAAUAUUCUUUGUGAAUUUGUGUCGAGAAAGUUGAGGUGUUUGUUUGGAUUAAGAUUUUUCUAGAGUAUUUAAUAAGACUUUAAUAAAGGAGAAAGUUGCCCUGAUAUUAGAUGAAACUAGAGCUUAAAUUCCUGGUUGUCUGGCCAGAUUAUGAAUGAGUGUGAGUUCUUACUGUAGCCAUAAGUAAUUCACAUCUAAAGAGGCCUCAGACUGUCAGCUAUGCUCAGCAGAUGGAAAUUAAUCUACCAUUUCAGCUAUUGCUCAAAUGUUAAUUAUCUCUCAAGGUUGAUCUGUAUUCAAUUAAAACCCUUCUGAAGAAUGAAAUACUAGAGGAAAAAUUAAGUCAGAUAUGUCAACAGUAGAGCUGUGACCCUGGCAAACAUGCAUUUGUACUUACCUGACAGCGAGGCUGAUGGUCUGCCUUACAUCUUGCCCUUUUUGUCAUCUCUCUAUGUCAGUUGAUCAGUAGCGCUGCCUACAAGCCCUGAUUAUUUUGCCCGUGUAAGAUAGGAUUCUUUUUUACCUUGUUACAUGUAUAUACUACAGUCAGAUUCCUGUUCUCUGCUCACUGAGAAGCUGCAUCUAUCACCCUAAUACCCAAGAAUCUAUUAAAGGCUUCAUUUUUCUCUACAGUUAGAGUAAUAUAUGUCAACAGAGAUAGAGGAAUUCUAUAACAUAAAGUUGGUUUUUUGGUCGUGUAA
Molecule: messenger RNA, 2594 nt
Organism: Coturnix japonica (Japanese quail)
Lineage: Eukaryota; Metazoa; Chordata; Aves; Galliformes; Phasianidae
Product: beta-1,4-galactosyltransferase 3-like
Biological process (GO): carbohydrate metabolic process
Cellular component (GO): Golgi apparatus
Molecular function (GO): galactosyltransferase activity
Source: RefSeq, a predicted model, not a curated record